Messenger RNA from Scutellospora calospora, 260 nucleotides. Lineage: Eukaryota; Fungi; Glomeromycota; Glomeromycetes; Diversisporales; Gigasporaceae. The record is from the annotation of a GenBank genome assembly.
GAAGAGAAGGCAAUCGAGAUAUAGCCAAGCUUGAACACGGAAGGUCGACUGGUUAUGAAGGGAAGGUUCGUGUUUAUCUCGAUAGUAAAGAUAUGGCUAAGCUGGAACACAGAAGGUCGACUGGUCAUGAACCACCUUUAACACAUACUUCAAUUUUGGAUACAAUUUCAAACGACAUCGAAACUAUACUUGCUGGCAAAACUCGAAAAAAUACUAAGGCAAAAGAAUCAGUAUUAAAUUUAUACGAUUAUGUGAUUUAG